AACAACUUUGCUACUCUUACUGUGUUCCCGUUUGUGUUGGCCUACAGACCUAAUUUUUGCGUGUGUUGUGUGCUGUGCAUAGUUUUCCCGAAAAAAUCGGAAUAAACAAAUAGAAAGAAAGUAAAAGCAACCAUAUUCAAAUAGCGUGGCGUGUGUCGGCGGCAGGGAAAGUGAAGUUUAAAUCCAAACGGUGUGAGUGUGAGCAUUACGAUUUCGAGAACAGCAAUAACAACAAAAGCCACUAAAAACUUAAAAGCAAGAUGAAAAUGUGUAUUUAUAUGCGUGAGCAGCAGCAGCAGCAGUCGCAGCCACAGCUAAAGCAAGUUUCAAUAACGGUAGUGCAAGUUUUGUAAAAUUAUUACAUACCGAAAUAUGUAUGCACACGUUUACGUACUAUAUGUAUGCACAUAUGUACAUACAUAUUUUGUUCUGUCAUAGAAUUGGAGCAGAGCAGCUAAAACAACAACAAAAUUAGUAGAGCGCCCCCUGCCAGCCAGCCACAGCAACAGCAACAACAAGUAAAUGGUCGUAAUUGUGUGUGUAUAAGUGAAUAUACAUAAGUGCGCGUUGUUCUCAUGUGUUCGUUCGUGUGUAAUAGGGAAUUGCAAUUUGUUGUUUUUGUAGGAAGAGCUUUUCGCUUGUUGCGCGUGCUCGUCUUUCUCGUCGUCUCGUUGUCGUUGUGCAAGAAGUUUUCGUCGUCUGGCUCGGCAUAAUUGCAAUAAAUUUGCUGUUUUUGAUACAUAGAAGGAAGCAGCAAACGCCGACGCCGACGCCACCGUUGCCGCCAUGCAAAAACAAAUUCCAUGUGCGAAAGACAACACUAAAAGCGAAUAGCGAAUAGGCAAAGCGAAAACGAAAAAAAAAGAAAGAAAUAGCAAGAGAAUUGGCGCAGCGCAAAUAAUAAGAACAUACACUAGCGACGGCAGCAGCAACAACAACACCAACAACAACAGCAAUAAUAAUAAUAAGAGUGAGCGCGCAACUGUGUGCGUGAGUGCUGCGAAAAAAAGCAAAAUAAAAUAAAAUAAAAAAUAUGCUGAAAAAGCUUUCGACGACGACUUCGCAGCUGCUGCUGGCGCAGGCGGAAACUGCAUCAGUGCUGAUCGUAGCGGGAACAGGGCUGCAGGGGCAACAUGAAUCACGAUAGUUCUUCUUCUUUGUGCGAAUAACCGUGUGAAGUGUACAAACAAAUAGAGAAGGCGAAACGGGACAACAACAACAGCAAUAAUAGCACUUUUGCUUUCGGUCCCAACUGGUUUUAAGAACGACAAAAAGAAAAAGCACACCAAAUCGAGCGCCCCAAGAGCCGCCGGAGUAGCAGCGCGUCUUUGUUGUGAUCGCUGUCGGUGUAGCGGCGCAUGCGCUACAGCGUCGCUGUCGCUGUCGACGUCAGAGCAGCAGCAGCAGCAGCUGCUGUUGCUAUUUUAUUUAGCAUGAAAGCUGGAAGACAAUUUCUAAGUAAUUGCAACUACUAAAGCUACCUGCCAAACUGCAACAACAAUUGAAGCAUCACUAAUAACUGUAAACAAAGAAAAUAACAAGUCAAAGUACAUCACAAUACUACACAACGUAUUAAACAUGGAUACCUUUAAUGUACCUUUGCUGGCCGAGAGCAGCAGCAGCAGCAUUGCCAACUAUGCGGCCAGCAACAACAACGAUAGCAACAAUCAUCAUCAUCAUCAGCAUCACCAGCACCUGCAGCAGCAGCAACAACAGCAACAACAGCAGCAGCAGCAUCAGCAGCCAGUGUUGCCACAUCAUCAUAAGGAUCAGAUGCUUGCCGCGGGCAGCACACCAAUGAUGCCAUUUAUUAACUAUGCACAGCUGCAAAAGGAUGCGCUGCCCAAUUCCAAUUCGAAUCCGCCCGUUGAGAACUUUAGCUCAUUGCAGGCCAUCGACAACAGCCAAUUGGAUGGCGCCGUCUCCUUGAGCGGACUCUGUGAGCGCAUCUUUGCCAGUCCCAAUCCGCACAGUAAUAGCAAUCACAACAACAACAACAACAACAAUGUGGAUGGUAAAGCGUCAGCGCCAUCUGGCGGCGGCAACGGGCCACUUAUACUAGAAUCCGUCUCCAUGUCAUCAUUUGCCAAUAUACUGUUCAACAACAAUCGCAGCAACCAGACCACGGCCAGCGUCGAGACACUCAACAGCAUCGAUCCGCUGCUGCUGCAGAAGACCAACUCGGUCGAGUAUCAUCAGCUGAAGCCGUUGGAGAACGGAGCCGGCGCCGGCGCCACGGCGGCGGUGGUGAGUACAUCCGGUUUUCUAAGCUCCACAACGGCCCAGCUGCUGGACUUCGAGGUGGUGCCCACGAGCAGCGACAAGGAUGCGGUUGUUGCUGCCAACAACGGAUUGGCUGACACAACAACUGCAACUGCAACAGCAACAACAGUUGCAACAGGAACAGCUGCAACAUCAACAAGCACUGCCAAUCGAAGAUCGAUGCACAGCAUCGAGGAGCUGGCGGCUAGUUCCUGUGCUGCCGCCAAAACCAGCAACAAUAGCAGCAGCAAUACAACACAACAACAACAGCAGCAGCAACAACAGCAGCAACAGCAACAGCAGCAGCAGCAACAACAGCAGCAACAACAUCUUCAACAACAACAACAACAUCAGACGGGCAAUCUCAGCGGAUCCAAUAUAAGCUCCGAGGAUGAGUCCAUGUCGGAGGACGAAUUUGGGCUAGAGAUUGACGAUCAAGGGGGGUAUCAGGAAACGAACUCAUCUCAUUCGCAGCAGAGCGGCAAUGGAGCCGGUAACGCGGUGGCUGGCAGCUCUGGCCAGCUGCUGAACGGCGGCAGCGGCGGCGCUGGGGGCAACGGUUAUAUGCUGCUGCCACCGGGCGCUGGUGGCGCCUCGGCUGCACACAUGUCCGGCAGCGUGGGCGGCAGCGGUGCGGCGGGCGGCGCGGGCGGAGCGGGUGGUGCUGGAGGGGGCCAUCAUGGCGGGACGAGCGCCAGCUCGGGCGGCGGCGAGGCCAUCGACUUUAAGCACCUGUUCGAGGAGCUGUGCCCCGUCUGCGGCGACAAGGUGAGCGGCUAUCAUUACGGCCUGCUCACCUGCGAGUCCUGCAAGGGCUUCUUCAAGCGCACCGUUCAGAACAAAAAGGUCUACACUUGCGUUGCGGAGCGCUCCUGCCACAUCGAUAAAACGCAGCGCAAACGUUGUCCAUAUUGUCGAUUCCAAAAGUGCCUGGAGGUGGGCAUGAAACUAGAAGCUGUUCGAGCGGACCGCAUGCGCGGCGGUCGGAACAAAUUUGGACCCAUGUACAAGCGGGAUCGGGCGCGCAAGCUGCAGGUGAUGCGUCAGCGGCAACUGGCGCUGCAGGCGCUGCGCAGUUCGAUAGGCACGGACAUAAAGCCGACGCCGCUCUCGCCGGGCUAUCAGCAAGCAUAUCCAAAUAUGAAUAUUAAGCAAGAAAUUCAAAUACCUCAGGUAUCCUCACUCACGCAAUCGCCGGACUCGUCGCCCAGCCCCAUUGCGAUCGCCUUGGGCCAGGUGAAUGCAGGCGCGGGCGGUGUGAUAGCCACGCCCCUGAAUGCGGGCAAUUUGAGCGGCGGCAACGGGAACGGCGGCAGCUCCUCGCUGGGCAAUGGCAACAACAACACCAACAACAACAGCACAGGCAGCGGCAGCGGCGGCGGGGGCAGCGGAGGUGGCAACAACGCCGGCGGCGGCGGCGGCGGUGGCAGCAACAAUCUCGCCGACGGCCUGCAACGCAACGGAAACAGUGGCAACAGCAACAGCAACAGCAGUUGCCACGAAACCGGACCUGGAUCUCUGCAGAACACAGCCGAAUCGAAAUUGUGCUUUGAUUCUGGCACACAUCCAUCGAGCACAGCCGAUGCGCUCAUCGAGCCACUGAGGGUCUCGCCGAUGAUACGUGAGUUUGUGCAAUCGAUCGACGAUCGGGAAUGGCAGACGCAGCUCUUUGCGCUGCUGCAGAAGCAGACGUACAACCAGGUGGAAGUGGAUCUCUUUGAGCUAAUGUGCAAAGUGCUGGAUCAGAAUCUGUUCUCGCAAGUGGACUGGGCAAGAAACACAGUCUUCUUUAAGGACUUAAAGGUGGACGAUCAGAUGAAACUGCUUCAGCACUCGUGGUCAGACAUGCUCGUGCUGGAUCAUCUGCAUCAUCGCAUACACAACGGCCUGCCGGAUGAGACGCAGCUGAAUAACGGGCAGGUCUUCAACCUGAUGAGCCUGGGCCUGUUGGGUGUGCCGCAGCUGGGCGACUACUUCAACGAGUUGCAAAAUAAGCUGCAGGACCUCAAGUUCGAUAUGGGCGACUAUGUGUGCAUGAAAUUCCUAAUACUUUUAAAUCCAGAUGUGCGUGGAAUCGUGAACAAAAAGACCGUCGUGGAGGGCCACGAGAAUGUGCAGGCUGCGCUGCUGGACUACACACUAACGUGUUAUCCCUCGGUUAAUGACAAAUUCAGGAGGCUUUUGAACAUACUACCGGAAAUUCACGCCAUGGCCGCACGGGGCGAGGAGCACCUCUACUCGAAGCACUGUGCCGGCAGUGCGCCCACGCAGACGCUGCUUAUGGAGAUGCUGCAUGCCAAGCGGAAAGUGUAAGCAGAGCGCAUUUCCAGGAAUAAACAAAAAACAACAACAAAAAACAAAAGGCAAAAAAAAAGCAAAUGAAAAAAAGAAUACUUAAACAUUUUAUGAAAUAUAUGUAAAUAACAAAAACAAAAGCAAACAAGCGCAAAGUUAAAAAACAAACAAACAAACAAACCAAUUAAAUCUUGAUUGCUAUGCGAAGGACAUGAAUUUUACAUAUAUAUAUAUAUGUAUAUAUAUAAAGGAUAUAUGUAAAUAUGUAUGUAUAAGGAAGAAUGAUCAUCACUACCACCAACAACCAACUACCACAUACACACAUUUGUUGAUUCAAUGUUAAUUAUUAUUAUGUUUAUGACUAGCUUUACCGUAUGUUUAACUAAUUCAUUAAUUUGUCUUCGUUUAAGUUGUGUUUACUUUUAGUCAUGUCUCUUCUGAAAAAUCUGUUCAGAUAAUUCAAAUUCAGCUAAAAUUGUGGAAAGUGCAAAAAUACCUUUCUUUAGAACGUAAAGACCAUAACAAAUUUUAUUUUAUAUAAAUCUAUACACACACACACACACACACACUCAAAUAUAUAUAUAUAGCAUGAUUAUAUAUAUAUAUAUAUAUAUAUAGGGCAACCCUCCAUCCCUCUCUCCCUCGACAAAUUUUAACAGACCUUCUUUUUUUAUAUAUGUUUUUCCUUUUAUUAUUCGCGCCAAUUGUCUUACAUAGUAUUUGCGUCUACUCUAAACAAAAAAUAUCUUAAACAGAGAACAUUAUUGAAACAAAAUAAUUUGUCAUCUAUAUGUAUAACAAAUAAAUUAAUAAUUGUACAUUUUUUGUUUAAGUUUAAAGUUUAAGAAACUAUCCAAGCAACUACCUGCAACACAGGAAACAACAAUAACAAAAAUCGAAAGCCAGAGCAUGAAAUUCUCUUUAAAAUCAAACAAAAAAAAAAAACAAAAUAAACAAAAACAAUGAUUAGAUAUUAUAAAUAAUUAUAAACAUAUAUCGCAUAAGUUUACAAACAAAUUUCGAAAUGAUUAUAAUUUUAUUGUUUAAAUGUUAAAUGUGUAAAGCUGCUUAUUUCUAAAAGAAUUCAAAAAUAUGUUGUAUUUUAUUUCUGAGUAACAAGAAAAAAUUAAAGUUUUUUUUAAGCAACAAAUAUGCCUUUGCAUAUUGCCCUCAGGCGAUACAGUUAUCAGUUAUAACAAUUUUUUAAUAAUCUUUACGCAAACAUGCCAAAUGCAAAGUAAUUCAAUUGGAGAAUAAUUUUCUGUUUUCUCUUUUUAUGUUAAACCCAGAUGUUCGAACCGAUUUCUUUUACUUACAAACAACAUCAGUACGUACUUUUUUUUUUAAAUCCCAUGAGUAUGUCUAUAUUUCUUUUAAAUGCGUUGCAUACCGUGAUAAAUUUAAAGUACAUUCUCUCUACAAAGGUAUUUAAAUUUAAAUUCUUAAAGGGCUAAAACAAUAAUCGAGUUAUCAAAUAAGAAACACUUUUCAAAAUUAUAAAAAAAAAACUUUAGGCAAAGCCAAAAGUGGGCGGGAAAGCUGCAAGAUAGCGCAACAAUUCUUAAUGUUUAUUACAUUUUUGGCAAUUAUUUAAAACGCUUGUUUGGUCUUGUUUCGAAUAUUUUCCCACUUAUGUAAAUAACAAUUAGCUUAUGUUUUUGUAUAUUUAUUUAAAUAUGUUUUUUUUUCCCUUCUCCUGCCCCCGACUUUUGACUUGGUAUUGCGCUUAAACUAAAUGUACCUUAUAAAAUUAACAAAAUAAACCCCCACACGAAUACAUUAAUUGCAGUAAAUUUUAAAUCUUUUAAGGCAACAUAAAAUUUAGAAAUGGUUGGAAAGUCUAUGAAUGUUAUGAAAGUUAAUUGUGUGCGGCAAAAAUUGAGGAUUUAAGCAGCGAGUUAAAGAAAGGUUUAAAGAGAAAAAACCUUGUAGGUUGCCUAGUUAUACAUACUAAAUAAAUAUUUAGAUUUUUAGACGUUUAUGCAACUCCUGUAUGUAUUGUAAAAUAGAUGAAAUCUAAAUGGAAACAUUUAAAAUGGGUUAGAAAGAAAUGUAAGAGUAAUUAAAUGAGCAUAGGUUGGCUUAGCAUAAGAUUUAAGCAGCGUUAGAGAUACGUUAAAGGAUAUGCUAUAUAUAUAUAUAUAUGUAUGUAUUAUAUAUAGUAUAUGCAUAUAUAUAUAUAGAUAUGUAUAUAUACGCUGUGCAUUGGCGUUCAACGUAAGUGGCAGCAUGUUUUUUAAAACUCGUUAAAUGAAAAUGUAUAUUCUAUAUCUAAAGUAUGGGGCAUACUGUGCGGUUCUGCAUGAAGUAAAAAUGUGUAAUGGGUCUUAUUAUAUAGGCAAUGGCGUAAGGCAUGUUUAUUGUAAAGUUAAUUACGAUGUGAACCUGUUAUUGCAAAUGAAAAGUGAUUUUAAUUUUUAAGCAAGUAUAAUAAAAAACAAAAAUCAGAAAAAAUAUAUAUAUAAAUAAUAUAUACCUAUAUAUAUAUAUAUAUUAAAAAAAGAAGAAAAAAUAAUAACAAAUAUAAAUCAAAGUUAUAUGUGCAUUGAAGCUUAAUAAGUAUAUUGCAAGAACACCACACACACAGACACACACACACACCUGUUGUAAGUUUUAAAUUUGUUGAAGCAAGCAAACAGCGUUAAGCAAAUCAUUUAACUAGACAGAAAACAAAACUACCUAAAAAAAAAAAAAGAAAAA
Molecule: messenger RNA, 7257 nt
Organism: Drosophila montana
Lineage: Eukaryota; Metazoa; Arthropoda; Insecta; Diptera; Drosophilidae
Gene: ftz-f1
Product: ftz transcription factor 1
Exons: 10
Coding region: 1579-4575 (998 amino acids)
Biological process (GO): tissue development; hormone-mediated signaling pathway; regulation of transcription by RNA polymerase II
Cellular component (GO): RNA polymerase II transcription regulator complex
Molecular function (GO): RNA polymerase II cis-regulatory region sequence-specific DNA binding; nuclear receptor activity; zinc ion binding
Source: RefSeq, a predicted model, not a curated record